Linderina pennispora is the source of this 4492-nucleotide messenger RNA. RefSeq lists its product as uncharacterized. Lineage: Eukaryota; Fungi; Kickxellomycota; Kickxellomycetes; Kickxellales; Kickxellaceae. The record is from RefSeq and is a predicted model, not a curated record. The transcript has a single exon. Bases 136 to 4410 code for a protein of 1424 amino acids.
CUGCAAUCCGCUUUUUCUCGUUUCCACUCUUGUAUAUGUAUUUUUGCUAAUUCCCUUCUUUCGCAACGACUCUCUCGCACUAGUUACGUCUCUUUACGUAUUGGGUAAACCGGUGUAGCACACAAAACUACCACUAUGCGCAAGUCGCCUGGCUACAAACCAUUACCGAGCUCAACGCGCACGCGCAAGGCGUCAGGCAGCCACCGCCCAGCGCUCAAACAGGCGGGCUACAAACACACACCAUCUGCCGCAGCCCCUGCCAGCACCACACCUCCGCAAGGCGCGACCCUGCAAUCAUGGCUCCGCACACAAUACCAGCAGAGCAGCAACAGCAACAGCAGCAACGGCAGCAGUCGGCAAGCAGAGCAGCGCCCGUCCGCGGUGCCCACAGUGUUCCCGCAAAUGCAGUACGCGCAGCAGAGCAGCACACGGCCACAGGGCGUGCAGAUGGCCGUGGCGGAUUUCGUCGACCCGUAUAAGCGCCAUGGCGAAGCCCACACACUAGAGGUAGAUGCGCGGCCACAGAAUACCAGGGAGGUGCACCAGGCCAGGCAAAUGUCGCCGUCGCCUCACACGCCCCCGUCGCCGGUUAUGCGGGCAACAAGGUUUUCUCGACCUACCACGCCCACAAAUCCACCCCAUGCGCACUCUACCAGGCCCAUGCACGUUUUGUCGCAGGGAAACACCGAGACUUUGGCCGGCAGUCAGCCGUUCGCCUUCCAGCAGCCCAAGCAGCCAAUGUUUCUUUCGCCACAGGCUAUCCGCCCCGUGCGCACGCCAGAUACGCAGCACAAAGGCGAUGCAUACGCGCUGCCGUCCGUUGCCGCUCCACAGUUUGCUGAUGUCGGGAAUGCUGGACGCCUGAAGCCAAGGUCGUAUACAGCGAGCAAUCUUGACACGGGAAGCGCGAUACUGACACCAUCGGCCAUUCCGCGCGCAGUCCACGCGCCACGAGUCGAAAAGACCCCUUCGCCAAUACACUACGCGCAGCCCAUGCACCAGGCGGUGCCCCGGAAGCCGCGCGUCAGCAGCAUGUUUGUUGGUGGCGACCUGAUAGCCCAGCUGGAGCGCGAGGUAGAGCGUGCUUCGCCGGUGUCGCCCAAUAUGCCAAAGGACAUCCCCAGGCAUUCUUCGCGGGACAAUAGCGACUUUGUCGAAAUGAAGCCCGCAUGGGUACAGAGCAGUGCGGCGAACCAGCACCGGCACACGUAUUAUGUAGAGUCCCCGCGCACAAUGUCUCCUGUGCACCAAAACCAGCCGUCGCCUCGGCCCAUUUCGCAGAAGGCGCAACUGACCAGCAAGCCGCGCGCCGUAGCAGUCACUGGCGACACAAAUAGCGAGCGUGGGUCACCUGCCUCUCACCCCAGCAACCCUGGACAUUCGGGACGCCAGGCUGUAGUCAUGGCGGCAGUAAAGAGGCCAAUGCGGAGUGAUGAGAGCCCACAGGCCAUGCAGCCUGGACCGCUGAAGCCUGGCGGGGAUCGGAAUGUGGGGCGGUCCGAGCUUAUUGAGUUCAUUGAACGGCGCAGAGCCAAGACAGUGGCUGUCGAUGCACCAUCACUGCCGCUGGCGCCGGCGCCGAUCAACACGGCGGUGUAUUCGAAGCAGACUAAGGUUGUGACGCCAGUGAAGGCCGAGCAGAAGCAGCACCCUGCAGUUCCUGUAACAUCAGAUACCGAGACAGACUCGGCAUACUCCAGCUCGACUGCCAACUCAACGGCGCUGUGCGCAGCCAUCUCAGCCACUGCAGCGGCCAGCACCGAGUUCACGGGCAAGAGGGUUGACAAGUCUGGCUCGAUCUCAUCGUUCAAGUCGGACUCCUCCGAUCGCAAAUACGCCCGGUCGACAGCACGGCUCGCGGACGUCGACCCAAAGGCCGUGAAGACAAAGAGCUCGGACUCGUCGGUCAAGAGCAACAAGUACUUGUCGUGGUACGGGGCCAGCGUGCCAUCGCUCAGGUCAUCGACGGACACCAUCGACGGCAUGGCAACAUCGCCGAGAGUGACGCCUGCGGCCGAUGCAUUCCUGGCACCGGUGGCCAGCAAGAUGCAUCUGCCGCCAUCGCUGCCGCAGUCGACACGCAUCCAGCAGCGCCAGCGCGCGCAGACAGAAGUGAUGGACGACAAGCCGGCGAGGAGGCUCGAGUAUGUGUCAACACGCAGCCCGGCGCGCAAGCAGCUUGAGGCAGUCAGCACUGCCGCUAAUGCGUAUGCGCGGCAGAAGCGACCCGAGCCAGCAGCGACACCACCAGCGUCAUUGCCGGCUCUGGCCAAGGACGCGUCGUACAACCCGUAUGCGCGCAAGCCGCAAUCCCUAGCAGUAGCUGUGCAGACUGACGAGGACAUGCCGCCACCCAAGCCCCCGGUGGCCAGCCGCGACACGCAAACAGACGUGACCUCCGCCGACGCAAUCCACAACGACGAGGCUGUGCUCGAUCUGCUGAAGCGCAUGGACAUGAUGCGGCAGACCCACUCCAACCAGAUCAGCGAGUACCAGGAGCAGCUCGUGGAUCUGGAGCUGAUCAACCAGGAGCUCAGCAACGAAGUCGAGCACCUGGGUGCCCGCAUCGUGGCCCAGGAGGCAUCGCACCGCCAGAUCACUGUCGAGAUGCGUGAGAAGCUAGACCAAGAGCGUGCCCGCGUCGACCGCGAAAUCUCAGACGUCAAGCAAAUGCACGCAGCAAAAUGCAAUGAGCUCGGCAGCCAAGUGUCGAUGCUGUUGCGGCGUGCGGAGCGCUAUCGCGAGCGCCUGGUGGCAGAGGGUAUCAGCGAGAAGGAGCUGCUGGAGCUGGCCAGCGACCACAGCGCCGAGGGCCGUGACAAGCUCGAGGACCUGCAGAUCACGGACCAGGACUUUAUUGAGACGCACUACGUUGAGACGCGCGAGAGCAGGCAGGAGGCGGACUACUUCAAGCAGCUGAUGGACAUUGAGCGCAGCAUGGAGAACACGACGCUGGCCCUGGGAUUCGAGCUCAAGCGCACUCAGGCAAAGUACCUGCAGCAGGCUGCCGACUUUAUCCGCGAGCAGAUGGCAAAGCUUCAGGCAGAGAACCGCGCAGAGUCGCGUCUGCCAGUGGCCAAGCCAGAGCCGCGUGCUAGUCCAGCGUCCGUGUCGCCUCCAGCCCCUGCCAUCAUGCCUUCCCACGAAGAGGACCCAGUCGAGGGAGACAGCGAAGCCAUGGUCGAAGGCGCAGAGGGCACAGUCGCCGAUGACGAUGCUGGCGAGCAUGAGCUGCCAGCUGGCGGGUACGCGUCGCCAGUUCAGAACCUGGUUGCAUCCCUGUCCGAGUUUUCCGAGCAACGGCACUUUGCGGCACCGAAGCCAGAACUGCCGUUGGCACCCAGCCUGCUCAGCACAGCGUCGUCCGAUGGCGACGCUAACGAACAACUGGACAGGCAAAUCGGCGAUGCAUUUGUGGGAUCGCGCCAGCGCUCCUUCACUGCCCUGCCAAGCAUGAUGCUGCCACGGGCUGCUACGCUGUCGUCGGCGUUCACGCGCACACCGACAGCAUCGGGAUUCAGCCCGGCAAGCCGCGGUGUAGCAGGGUCCGAGGGACGCCAGUCAGGCCUGGCACGUCUUGUGGCGUCAGCGUCCGAAAGCCAGACUGCUGAUCCCGAAAUGGCAGUCGGCAGCGCGCGGAUCAUCAGCGGGCCAGUCCGCUCGCCCCGUUCGCCACUGGCAGACAUCGCCGACAAGUUCUUCGAGUCAUCGCCGACCGUCGUGACCCCAACCACUGCGACCUCGACCCGCCAGCGCAUCGACCUGUUUGGCACAUUCGCUGCGCGCUCCAGCGGCUUCAAUACCUGGCAGUCGCCAGGCGGUCGGCACACAGCCGAUGCCAGCAAGCCCGAGACCCCAACCAAGUCCAGUACUGUUCACUGGCCGCCCAGUAGCCCACGCCGCACGGCGUCACGGCCGGGCUCUAUUGUCUUGGACUCGCAGGCGCUAACGACCGAAGAGCUGCUCGAAUCGCUCAAGCUCCCGGCUAUGUCUGCUGGAACCGCGCUGAGUGCGCCCACCAGGAACGGCACCCCUCCACCAUCAAUAGGCCGCAGCGGAUCUCCCUUCACCGCCUCGCUUGGCCGCAGUGCGUCGCCAUUUGCGGGGUCGCUGGGGCGUGGAUCCAUGCCUGUCAACCUGGCCGGCAGUGAGUCUGCCCGCCAGACAUUGCACUCGCGGAUGGCAUCUAUGACGGCCCCCAUCGUCGGUGAGAGCCCAGAGAGCGAUGUAACCCUGGCCGAGAGCAAGUCCGUGGGGGCAUUUGACGCCAGCAUGUUCGGGAAGGGCGGGAUCAGCCUGGGUUUGGAUGCGAAGCCAGCCGCAACCCUUGGCCUGAGCCUCUCGCGCAACCAGCGCCAGCGACGGGGCCAGCGCCGCCGCAGCAAGUCGGUUGGCCACUGGCACCACUAGAACGAACACGACACCUCACUAUAUAUGCCAUCCAUCACUAAUACAUUACCACGCCACUUCUCAGCUACACAUGAUUAUUGCA